AUGGCCAUCGUCCGGGACCGGGGGGAAAGAGGAACUCAAGGCAAUAAUAAAGUAGGAGGAGGAGGAGGAGGAGCUCCGAAGGGGAAACGUGGUGAGAUAAAGAUAGGCUCCGCUCGGCUUCGGCUCCCCCACUCCCUGCUCGGUUCAUCGCUCCGCUCUCUACGUAUGCUUAGUCUGCUUAGUCUAGUAGUCCACGCAUCUAUCUAUCUGGUUGGAGUGAGUAGCUGCUGGAUAAUAUCUUGA
Molecule: messenger RNA, 243 nt
Organism: Aspergillus niger
Lineage: Eukaryota; Fungi; Ascomycota; Eurotiomycetes; Eurotiales; Aspergillaceae
Exons: 3
Coding region: 1-243 (80 amino acids)
Source: RefSeq, a predicted model, not a curated record